Molecule: messenger RNA, 1163 nt
Organism: Punica granatum (pomegranate)
Lineage: Eukaryota; Viridiplantae; Streptophyta; Magnoliopsida; Myrtales; Lythraceae
Source: RefSeq, a predicted model, not a curated record
UUCACCUCGCCAUCACAUUUUUUCCCUUUGCGUGACACACAAUUCUUCUCCUCGUUCCUCUUCCUCGCAUGAAAACAAAAACAGAGUUCCAGACAAAUUAUAAACCUUUGAAUUGUGUGCCUCUCUGCUGAUCAAAUCUUGGCUGUUCAUUCAGUCUCUUGACAGCCUGACAUAUGGCGUAUGUUCUCGCCACGUGGCAGUGGAAGUCGGCCACAUUUCCCGGCCACGACCGUCUUAUAUAAAAUAAAAGGCGACAGCCGCAGCCUCCGAUAGAGCUCUGCGUUAUCAAGAAGAAGAAGACCCAACAACGUUGCCAUCAAUGGAAGCUGCCUCUUUCUUGAAUACCCGUCUCCCAAUCUCGGGUGCCCCGGCUGCCCCGAGCAAGAUCAAGAACUUGGUUCAGGCUCCGAGUCCGUCCUUGGUAAAGCUCAGGGGGCGGCCAAAGGCAGUAGUGGCUGCCAGGUGCGUGGCCCCAAGCGGGGGCUCGGUCGUGGGGGUGGAGAGGGAGCUGGUGGUGGAGGGGGAGGAGAUGGGGAGGUGGGUGGAGAAGUGCGGUGGCCAGGGGGUGGUGGAGCUGCUGGAGUGCUUAGAGAGGGAAGCGAUCAUGGGGGAAGAUGAAGGGAAAGAGCCCCAUGACUAUAACAGGAGGGCCAGGAUCUUCGAAAAGAGCUCCCGGGUCUUCCGAGCCCUCCGUGAAGGCGAGGCGGCGCCCUCUCCCGGACCCUCAUAAAUAUUCCUCCCGGCAACGCGUCCCAUGAAAAUACAACUAAUAUCGACCGUUAGAUGUGAGGAUAGCAAUGGCUUCCACGGAAAAUCCCAGUGUUCUAGGAAGUCGAAAGAACUUGCCAUUACGAUCACGUACACACGAAACUUGAUCCUUUCAAGUGCUAACCUACUUGUCUCCUGUCGCUGUGGUGUUCGUUUUUCGCUAGAGCUAGCCGAUAUGUCUGCUCAGGUCGGUUUAGAACUGUGAAUGUUAAUGUAAUUUGCUCUGUUUUCGGGGUUUAUGAUGUAAUCCAGCAAACAUACGAUGCUGCGGCAUAACGUUAACAAAUAUCGAAGAAUUUAUGUAGUACCUUAAUGAUGUUGUUCCUUAAUGACAGCCGCGUGCACGGCAUCAUCGGUUUGAAUUUUUAUUGGCGUAAUUUGAAACUUUCGGGGAA